UUAGUUGGGUCUCUCUCUCUCUCUCUCUCUCUCUCUCUCUCUCUCUCUCUCUCAGUGUGACGCGCAGAGUCCACUGUUGCCCGCGGUUUUGCUCGGAGGCUUUGCACGCGCGCACAGCAUCACUUACACACAGCACUGCGCGUGCUGCGCUGAAACGACUCAAAGUACAGAAAGAAGAGCUUUCAGUGCGCUUCGACUGCACACACAACAGUCCCUGUGGACUUUACUAGUGCCGGUCCAAGAAAACUGGAAGAAAAGAAAUCUAAGAAAAAUGCUGAAAAGCACUCCGCAUGGGUACAAAUUCGUACUUAAAUUUCUGUUCUCUUCCAAUUGCUAGCCACUGGCACUGACAGAUCGGGAGCAGGAUGAGAUGGACGGUCUUGCUGUGGGAGUACCUGUUGGUGGAGGUCACGGCGCUGGUGUGCAGGGCGGAUGGUGAAGCAGAGCGGCGACUGGAGGGAUUCGUCGUGUUGUCGGGUUCAAACGGCUCGGAAGAGAGCGGUGUGUCCGAGAAGCCGCACACGCAGGACGAGUGUCGCGGCUACUACGACGUGAUGGGUCAGUGGGACCCGCCGUUCGUGUGCCGCACGGGCACCUACCUGUACUGCUGCGGCACCUGUGGCUUCCGCUUCUGCUGCGCGUACAAGAGCUCGCGCCUGGAUCAGAGCUUGUGCACAAAUUACAACACACCCGUUUGGCUCAAAGGUCAAACGCCGCACAAGAAGACGGACCCGAGGCACGACCCGACCAAGGACAAGACCAACUUAAUCGUAUACGUCGUUUGUGGAGUAGUGGCCAUCAUGGCGCUCGUCGGGAUUUUUACCAAACUUGGAUUGGAAAAGGCGCAGAGACCUCACAGGGAAAACAUGACUCGAGCUGUAGCAAGUGUGAUGCAAGGUGCCUGUCAAGCUGAACAUGAAGAAGCCAUCGGAAGACAUGCCCAGAACUAUGACAACAUGCAGGCGAGGGCAAACAAUAUGCAGGGAGCCCAAAUGCACAGCAUGAACCAGGCCCACCCCUACCCUGUCCUCAGCCAGUUGGCCCAUGUGUAUGAGCAGCAGCAACCUGGCAAAGAACUCAAUAAAUACGCCUCACUAAAGGCUGUUGCAUCAAACGUCAAUGGGGGCUUCUACAACAAGCAGCACUGCCACUUGACAGAGUUGGGAGCGAAAGGCAGCCUGCCCCUCCACACAAUGAGGAUGGAGCAUGUGGAGCCCACUGCCACAUACGUCACCGAGAUCCCCAUCCCUAAGCAGAAUGAACAGAAACCUAAGCCCACCAAGCCCCAUGUGCCACAUCAUCAUAUGGCCUACAGCUCCAACACCAUAGCCAACCCAGGAAUGCUGAAGGCCUGGGAUGGCACAGAGACUGUGGGUCGGCGCAAGACCUAUGGCCCUAGGAAGCCCUGCAUGGUGGGCCAGAUGAACGAGCUCCACACUGCCCGCAGUCACCACUACCUACCCACACAGCCAUACUUCAUAACCAACAGUAAGACAGAAGUGACUGUGUGAAAGAACGACUUGUCUCCGGAGGGCUCAUCCAUCUUUGAGAGCAGGAGAAAUGGAUCAUUAUCCUGACCUGACUGUAACCUUCACUCUGCCCCUUGUGGAAUGGAGGCAAAACUGCAGAUGUGAGCCGGUCACACCAUGAUCAGCCACACAACCAGGCGGUCGGCAAGCAAUGACAGCUGAACCAGGAACAUUCCAUUGUUAUUGUGAAAUGUUCACUAUAAUUUAUACCCAUGCCAAUGAUGAUGUGUUUGUGUUCAAUCAGUGAGAUAAUAAGCAGUUUUAAUUCAAAUCAAUGAGAAAAGAGUCAAAGUAAACAAGCAAUAAAAGCAAACUAAUAAACUGACACAAGAAUAAUAAUUGGGAAUAAAUCUUUACUCCAGUAAUUAAGAGGAAAUAAGUGUAGUGCUGAACCUAAAGGUUCAAGGGCUAGUGUGGCAUGUUGAACACAGGGCCAGUAUUACGUACAGUACCAGAGCUGAUGUAGAUGAAGUCUCUUUACACAAUUAUCUCUCUGAUCAUUCAUACACUGCUGAGACUCAGAGCGUACGUAUUGUAUCUAAAAUAUUUAGUGGCAGAUGCCUUAUUUGAAGACACCCUUGAAAGACGUGAACUGUUAUACCACAGACUGGUAUUUUAGGGCUGUAGCUUUCAUUUUCAUACUAACAGUUCUCACUGUGUGUAGAUGAACAAACUCCCAAUUCAUUCACUUACUUUGUAACAAGCCCCCAGAAAUGUCAUUCUUAAGAAAUGGUAUAAUCUGUUAUACAGCCAGUUUGUGCUGUAUUUGUUGCGCAGUGCCAUUAGGUAGCAUGUGAACUGGAGACUGUAGAGUAAAAAGCACUGUUAACUAACAUCAUCGCUCUGCCACAAAUUGUGCCUGAUGGCUCUUUAGCUUUGGAAACAAGUAUUUGAUCUCCCUUCAGUAUAGUUAAAAUGAUUUUUUUUUUUUAAAUGUGUUGUAUUGUAUCCUCUUGAAAUCAUUAAAGCUUGUUGUACAAUAUUUCUUCAUGACAAUAGAUGUAUGUGCAGCUAUGUUGCAACCACUGGGUUUUAGCACUUUUAUUUCAGUAGUGAGUAAUUUGGGGGGAAGCUUUUUUUCCCCCCCACACAGACCUUCUGGUGAAAUUGAUUUUUAAAGUAUAUAUAUUUAUACUCUUACCAGUAUAUGUAUGCAAAUGAUACAGUACAUUGUGCCAAGAAUUAGCUUGUUAAAGGUGUGUUUAAUUUGAUCUCUUUGUCUUUUUCACUCACUUGUACAUUCCAAAUGAGAAAAUAAGGUUUAUUCUGCUGCAUCACAGUAUAAGGGGUGUGGUUGUUUUGGAAAUAUUGAUAUCUUUCAAAAUCAAGAAAUGAUAUUGGAAUAAAAUAAACAUCUCUUCAUUCUC
Molecule: messenger RNA, 2896 nt
Organism: Ictalurus punctatus (channel catfish)
Lineage: Eukaryota; Metazoa; Chordata; Actinopteri; Siluriformes; Ictaluridae
Gene: shisa9a
Product: shisa family member 9a
Exons: 4
Coding region: 366-1511 (381 amino acids)
Biological process (GO): regulation of AMPA receptor activity; regulation of short-term neuronal synaptic plasticity
Cellular component (GO): postsynaptic membrane; dendritic spine membrane; AMPA glutamate receptor complex
Source: RefSeq, a predicted model, not a curated record